GCAGAGGGGGACGGGACGGGAGCCGGCGCCCCGCGGGCCAUGCGCGUCCUGGCUACGGCGCUGGCCGCCCUGCUGGCCACGGCCUCGGCCCCAGAUAUUUGUGAGGCUUUAAAUGUGACGGUCUCUCCUGGGCCAACAGUGCAAUACUCUGAGGGAGAUAAUGCUACCCUUUACUGCCAUAUUUCUCAGAAGAGAAAGACAGACAAUUUGCUGGCUGUGCGGUGGGUCUUCGCUGCAUCACCUACCCAGGAGCAUCUGAUGAUCAAAAUGACAAAGUUCGGGUCUGUCCAGUAUUAUGGAAAUUAUACUCAUCAUUUUCACAAGCAAAGACUUCAUCUUCUUAAAGAAAAACACGGAACUAUGUACAAAUUUCUUAUUUUAAGCCUCCAGCAAACAGAUCAAGGACAUUAUAUAUGCAAAGUACAGGAAAUUGGCAAACACAGAAAUAAGUGGACAGCAUGGUCAAAUGGUACAGCAGCUACUGAAAUAAGAGUGAUUGCAUCAAAAUCUUCUGAUCAUCCCACUUUCAAGAAAAACCAAGAAGCUUGGAAGUUUUUUGAAGAUCUGUACGUGUACGCAGUGUUUAUGUGUUCCAUAGGAAUCAUCAGUGUCCUCCUUUUUACACUUGUCAUUCUCUGUCAGUCACUCCUGAGCAAGAGGAGAUCCACAGUGAAGCAUUACCUGGUGAAAUGCCCCCAGAACAGCUCUGGGGAGACGGUUACCAGUGUGACAAGCCUGUCUCCUCUACAGCCUAAGAGGGUAAAGAAAAAGAAAGAGAAAGAGAAACUGGAGCAGCCACCAGCCAUCCCAGCAAAAGCUCCAAUUGCCAAUAAUUUCCCGAAGCCCAAGCUCUUGAAACCUCAAAGAAAAUUGAUCCUGCCAAAAAUCACAGAGGAGAAUUUAACAUAUGCUGAACUUGAACUGAUGAAGCCAAUUCAGGAAGCCAAAGGCAUUUCCAGUAUGACAGUCUACGCACAGAUACUCUUUGAGGAGAACAAGAUGUAAUAGUUCAUGCCUGUAUGAAUGUCCUCUGUCUGUGUUCUAUUUAAUUCUUGCUGUGCUGUUUAUUUAUAAAAAUCAUACAAAUGUCCUUAUUUUUUUAUUUCUAUUCAUGCACUUCUGUUUUUAUAUGAGACUUUUAAACAUGAUGUAGUUAAAAGUAAUCAUAGAAAAAGCAGCUGGUCAACAAGAGAAAUCCCAGCAAUACCCUUUGUAGUGUUCUGUGCCCCUGCUGGAAAUGGACUGAAGUUCAACCGGGGGUGUUUUUAACACUAAGCAUUAUCCCUUCUUUAACGUUAAUGUGGUGAGUCCAGCUGCAAAAAUCAGUAUCUUAGCAAGCCUCAGGAGGACUAAUGGCAGGAUCCAUGCCCAUCAGCCUGCUACUGAAGGAAAAAAAACACUGACCAGGAAAAUGGCCACUUUAAUGCAUUUUGUCACAUCAGAAAAAUAUUAGCCCAGUAAUAUUUUUUCUACAGCCAAGGAAAAGCUAAAAUUACUUUUUCUCCCUUUUUCCCCUUCUCCACAAAUAGUCUAAAAGUUUUGUGCUCUAUGUUUUCAAAUUCCCUUUCUAAAUGGCAUUGUCUUAAAAAAAUUAUAUUGCUUUUAGUAUGGUGUUUGAAAUAAAAUAUUUCAAAAUAAUAUGAAGGAAACAUUUAUAAUUAAACUCCCAUGAUUUAAGGAAGAAUAUUCAUAGCUUGGAAACAUCUCCAAGGAUUUGAUUUUUUAAAAUUCUGAUUGGGAAUAGGAAAAAUUUGAUAGUGAGUAAGAAAUUGAGAGAACCACGACACUGCUUUUGGUCUUGGUUUAGUUUGGUGUUUCCAAACCUGCAAAAGUUUCCUCCUGUAGCUUGCACUAAUGAGCUGCUGAUCUAGAGGAAAAAAUUACACAGGUUCUCCUUCAUUAUGGAACAGACUCUGUAAGGCCCAGCUGACUUUGGAGUUAUUUGGAAAGACUGGGGCUCAGGAGAUAGGGAAAUGAGCUUAAUGUGAGGACACGAAAUAACAUUCCUCUUCCUUUACCUCUUGAUAACCAAGAAGGCAUUCUUCCUUUUCCUUUGAUACAUAUUCACGGAAAAUGAGCUAUUCUGUGCCAUCCUGGGCAUUUCAGUCGUGAAGAAUAGCUGGACUGAUGUUUUCAAGCUCAUGCAUCUUCAUUGUCUAAACUUCCCCAAAGCUCAGGGAGAGUUUGAUAUUCUGGUCCUGGGAAGCUCUAACCCUUGAGAAACUGUGCAGCUCACGGAGUCAUAAAAGCAUGGGCUCUUCAGGUCACCAUCAGGUCAUGGAGAGCCAGUACUUGGCACAUGCCAGGUCUUCUCCAGGUCUGUGAGGGAGCCCCAUGACAAGCUGCCCAUUCAGCAGUAUUUAAUGUGGAUUUUGGAGCAGCACUCCGAGCUGCUUCUAUCUUUACAGGUCACACUGUUUUAGUGAUAGAACAGCUUCUCACCUGGGCUCAGAGCACAGCUGGGAAUCACCACAGGAACACUCCUGCAUGUCCUGGUUCCUGCUACUGCAUGGGAGUGCAGGAGAGGAGGAUGGGGGGGGACAAUCAAAGAUGGGGACAUGCAUCCAAGGGCAACCAUGUGACAGAGCACAUCACUGCUUUUGGAGGGGUUCACCAGAAUAAGUGAGUCUAUAUAAACUGCUUUUUAACUUUUUCGAACAGUGGCGGAGAUUAGGCAGCACACGUAACCUGUUACUGUCUAGCCAAGAUCUGUAAAUAUAAAAUGCAGUCAUCUUCUUCCACAUUGGAUAAAAAUCUCUUCUAUAGAAAGGAAUUUAAGUAAAGCUUACUAGGCUGACCAUUAUGUACAGUACUAAUUUGAAUUCUAUUCCUUCAUCAAAACAGUUCUUUCCAAACUAAGGCCAGCUUUCAUCAAUAGAUUUUCUAGUAAUUAUUUGCAUUUUUAAUGUUUGCGUUUGUGAGCUGUCAAAAAAGAUGUUUGUUGCACCUUUGCAUCAUCCCAGGAUUUAAUCAUCCACCAAAGGACAUGUUAUCUUUCCUUGUCCUCUGAUCAGGUGUUGGACUUUCAGUGACAACACCAAUCAACUCAUUGACCAAAACCAAAUUGGUGCUAAUGAGUGAAUCAACAUUCAGGGAUCAAUUUUGGAGCAGCCAGUUUAGCUGACUAUUCAGAGAGAAUAUCUUCAAUGCAGACAGCUGUUCAAAAGGCCUUAGAAAAAUAUAGAAUUUAUUAGAUGCUACUUUGAAAUUUAAAAUCCUAACACAUUAAUGAUUUGACCACUUAGCUGUGAAAACUUCCAGGUUUGGUUACGAACAUUUAUUUUACAUAGAACUGGCCAUUGUGCCCGUUGUUCAGAAGAAUCCUCUUCUGUAAUAUUUAUGCCUAGCAUGUUCAUGAAUACCAUUCUUUAUGUAUUAAUAUCCUGUAUAUUCUUGUUUAUGUUUGAUAUCUAAUUCCCC
Messenger RNA from Hirundo rustica (Barn swallow), 3420 nucleotides. It is a transcript of the gene VSTM4, whose product is annotated as V-set and transmembrane domain containing 4. The record is from RefSeq and is a predicted model, not a curated record. Bases 40 to 1005 code for a protein of 321 amino acids. The transcript has 8 exons. NCBI's taxonomy places the organism in Eukaryota, Metazoa, Chordata, Aves, Passeriformes, Hirundinidae.